UAUAGAAAUAUAGAAAUGGCAUUUGCACCCUUGGAUUAUAGUGUUGUUGUGCCUACAUGUGCAUAGUGAGGGGUAGUUUGGUCUUUUCGUAGUUCGUAGGUUGGUUAGUCCAAAUUAGAUGGGUUUUGAGAACUGAUGGACUAAACUUUAGUUAAUGUGGAACUAAAUUUUAGUCCACCUGUUUGGAUCAUUUUAAUAGACUAAACUUUAGACCUAAAGUUUGGAUAAUCCAUUAUGAAAGAAAUAGAAUACAUUCUUUAAAGAAUCAAGAUUUGUAAUCAAUCGUUGUCUUGUUUGUUGGAUUAGGUCUAACUUUCUUGACCAAACUGCAUGGAACUUUACAAAAAGAACUCAAAAGAAAAGAAUAAUUGAAGUAACUUCGAAUCAACUUUGGUUGGGCUUAAAAAAUGAAUAAAAAUAAAGUAAAUUCAAGAAAGAGUUCCUUUUUCAGCGUGGAAUGCUUUUCUUCUCCUCUUAUUCCAUAUGGAAUACAAUGAGUUGAAAUUAGAAGGAAUAGGAGAAUAUUUAACCGUUUGCUCCAAAAAGACUGUUGAUGGAUCCAAACGUGACCUUAGCCAUAGAUUAAUUCCAUCCAUAUGAUCAAUUGCAUGCUUCAACAUCUAACGGGCUGGCCCACCGCGGGAGAAAGGGCCGCAGCCCAAAUCAGGCGACAAAAGGCCAUCGAUUCAAAGGGGAGAGCGCGGCCAGCCCGCGACUACUUGAGAACGCUUUCAGUAAGCGCUUGUUGCAAGCCCAUCGUCUCUGACCGCCAUGCUUUGCUGAAGGCUUCCUGCAACAAGCGAUCAGAGAAGAUGGGCGAUGACUGCAUCAACUUCGAGUCUUCAUUCAACUCAAGACGAAGGACAGAAAGUGUUGCUCUCGUGUACUGUCGUUGGAUGGUCUCUUCUCCUGUAAUUCUGGACAUGGGUUUGCCCGUUGUGUUUGCUGCUGAUUGUGAUGCACUAAUGCUCACUAACCCUGCUGUGUUCCUUAAUUAUAAUUCUGUGGGAGAUUCUCAUGCAAACCAUUCCCAUCCGAUAGCCUAAAACAGUCCAGUCGAUCGAUGCCUAACCCAAAGCAGGGCCCUAAUUAUAAGACGAGCGAGCAGAGAACUCCUCAUGUCCACACGCUACGCCGGAGACGCCGCGCGAGCCCCGUGGCCGCUCAUAUCAUAUAAACCUCGCCGCGACGCCUCGUGGCUCGUCCUCUCAGGUACCCUCACCCCCCGAGAGGCUCUCUCCGCCGCGUGGCCGGCGCCACCACCCCCCGCAGCGCGUGAUCAGCAAUGGCCAACAAGAUCGCCGUCGCCAGCGUCAUCGCCGCGGUGGGCAUCGUGGCCGUGAUCGGCACGAUCGCCGCGGUCACCGCCUCCAAGAAAGGGGGCGACAAGGACGGCGGGGGCAUGUCGGCCGGCGUCAAGCUCUCGACGGUGUGCGCCUCCACGCUGUACCCGGAGAAGUGCGAGCAGAGCCUCAAGCCCGUCGUGAACGACACCUCCAACCCGGAGGACGUCCUCCGGGCGGCGCUCAACGUGGCGCUGGACGAGGUCGCCGCCGCGUUCGAGCGGUCCGAGCACAUCGGCAAGGGUGCCAAGGACAACAUCACCAGGAACGCCAUGGACGUGUGCAAGAAGCUCCUCGACGACGCCACCGAGGACCUCAGGGACAUGGCCAGGCUCAAGCCCGUGGAGGUGCUGGACCACGUCAAGGACCUCCGGGUCUGGCUCUCGGGCGUCAUGACCUACGUCUACACCUGCGCCGACGGCUUCGAGAUGCCCGAGCUUAAGGAGGCCAUGGACAAGGUUCUGCAGAACUCCACCGAGCUCAGCAGCAACGCCCUCGCCAUCAUCACCCGCCUCGGCGAGCUCCUGCCGGAAGAAGCAAAAAAGGUGAACGCCACCGCUGCCGCCGCCGCCGGUCACGGCCGCCGGCUUCUCGGCUGGCGGAUGCGCGAGGCCGAGGAGAAGACCAGCGGCCGAGGGGUUCCGGCUGCUGAUGGCAAGCUGAACGAGAUCGCGGACGUGACGGAUGCAAGCCGGCAGCUCCUGGCGGACACGCUGGACGAGAUCUCGGCGCUGUCCGACGACGCGAGCCGCCGCCAGCUCGGCCUCAUGUUCGCCAAGCUAUACAGCAGAGGAGCCAAAGGCGACCUCCUCUGGCGCCGCCGCCAUCUGCUGACCAUGUCGCUCUCCGUCAUGACCGAUGAGGGCGAGGAGCAGCGCAUCCAUAUGAACCAUCACCUGGACGCCAUCGCGAACAUGUCCACGGAGACCAACCGCCAGCUUCUCGCGGAGGAGCUCCCCGACGAUCUCGAUGGCAGGCGGCAGCUGCUCUCCAGGAGGCUCGUGGGGAUCAGCGAGGUCGCCGGCGAGGCCAAGCGGCAGCUCGAGGCGAUGGACCAACCUGCUGAUGACCACCACAGGGUACUGAUGACCACGAACCUCGUCGGCACGUUCGACGAGAUCGAGGACGGGCGCAGCGGGCUGAAGUCCAGCGACCUCCCCAAGUCGGCGCCGGCGAACCAGCGGAGGCGGCUGAUGCAGCUGCCCGGCGGCCGGAAGCAGCCCAGCAGGAACAGGUUACUGACGACGGACGUGAUCGGCACGCCUGACGAGAUCGAGGACGGCGCGCGCAGCCGCAGCGGGUGGAAGGAGCAGUCCGGCGACGACGCCCCCAAGUGGGUGCCGGGCGACCUGCGGAGGCUGCUGCUGCAGAUCCAGAAGCCCAACGCGGUGGUCGCCCAGGACGGGAGCGGCGGCUUCAAGACCAUCACCGCGGCCAUCAACGCGGUGCCCAAGACCUACCAGGGGCGCUACGUCAUCUACGUGAAGGCCGGCACGUACAAGGAGUACGUGACCAUCCCCAAGAACAUGGCCAACAUCUUCAUGUACGGCGACGGGCCGACCAAGACGGUGGUCACCGGCGACAAGAGCAACACCGGCGGCUUCGCCACCAUCGCCACACGCACCUUCUCGGCGGAGGGCAACGGGUUCAUCUGCAAGAACAUGGGGUUCGUGAACACGGCGGGGCCGGACGGUCACCAGGCGGUGGCGCUGCACGUGCAGGGCGACAUGUCGGUGUUCUUCAACUGCCGGUUCGAGGGGUACCAGGACACGCUGUACGUGCACGCCAACCGGCAGUUCUUCCGCAACUGCGAGGUCCUGGGCACCAUCGACUUCAUCUUCGGCAACUCGGCGGCGCUGUUCCAGAACUGCCUCAUGACGGUGCGCAAGCCCGGGAUCAGCCAGUCCAACAUGGUGACGGCGCAGGGGCGCACCGACCCCAACAUGCCCACCGGCAUCGUGCUCCAGAGCUGCCGCAUCGUGCCGGAGCAGGCGCUCUUCCCCGACCGCCUCAAGGUCGCCAGCUACCUCGGGCGGCCAUGGAAGGAGUACGCCAGGACGGUGAUCAUGGAGAGCACCAUCGGCGACCUCAUCAAGCCGGAGGGCUGGUCCGAGUGGAUGGGGGACAUCGGCCUCAAGACGCUCUACUACGCCGAGUACGGCAACACCGGCCCCGGCGCCGGCACCAGCAAGAGGGUCAACUGGCCAGGCUACCGCGGCGUCAUCGGCCAGGCCGAGGCCACGCAGUUCACCGCCGGCGUCUUCAUCGACGCCAUGACCUGGCUCAAGGCCACCGGCACGCCCAACGUCAUGGGCUUCACCAAAUGACUGCACAUGUCCGAUCGAUCGAGGGGAGAAAGCAGAUAAAGACGAUCCAGAUUAUGUAUAUACAAUCGAAUCGAUGAUGCACGUGCAUAUAGUAUAUACAAGCAGCAGCAGGUGAGAGCGAGAGAGAAAGGCAGCAGCAGCUCAAAAAAUUAAAGCAACAAUUAAGCAACAGAUUUAGAAUCACCUUUUUGUAUCUAUUAGAAUGUUGACAGCAGCAAUCAAUCUGCCGGGUUGUUCAUAAAUGUCGUCUAGUUUGUUUUGCAAGACUAACUUUGUAACUAUAUUAUUAUGGAGGGAAAAAAUCAUGAUUUGCCA
This is a messenger RNA of Panicum virgatum (switchgrass), 3985 nucleotides long. Its product is annotated as probable pectinesterase/pectinesterase inhibitor 58. NCBI's taxonomy places the organism in Eukaryota, Viridiplantae, Streptophyta, Magnoliopsida, Poales, Poaceae. The transcript has 2 exons. The coding region runs from base 1286 to 3670 and encodes 794 amino acids. The record is from RefSeq and is a predicted model, not a curated record. Gene Ontology annotation, biological process: cell wall modification. Gene Ontology annotation, molecular function: pectinesterase activity; pectinesterase inhibitor activity.